Molecule: messenger RNA, 2005 nt
Organism: Anoplophora glabripennis (Asian longhorned beetle)
Lineage: Eukaryota; Metazoa; Arthropoda; Insecta; Coleoptera; Cerambycidae
Gene: waw
Product: translation factor GUF1 homolog, mitochondrial
Exons: 9
Coding region: 51-1976 (641 amino acids)
Biological process (GO): positive regulation of translation
Cellular component (GO): mitochondrion
Molecular function (GO): GTPase activity; mitochondrial ribosome binding; GTP binding
Source: RefSeq, a predicted model, not a curated record
AUAAAAAAUGAAUUUAAAAUUUUUUAAAUUUGAAACAAAAUAAAAUAGAAAUGUAUCGAGUAAUGACUGUAGUCUGGAAAUAUAGGAAUUGUGAAAGGUCUUUACGUAUUAAAGAGUCUUUUCUAAUUAGUAGAAAGUACAGUCAGCAAGAAACAAUUAAUUUUGCAGAAAUACCUCCUGAGCGUAUAAGAAAUUUCAGUAUUAUAGCUCAUGUUGAUCAUGGGAAAAGUACUUUAGCUGAUCGUCUAUUGGAGUAUACCGGCGCUGUUAAAAAAGGUCAAAAUCAAGUACUUGAUAAAUUACAAGUGGAGCGAGAAAGAGGCAUAACAGUAAAGGCACAAAGUGCUUCCUUGUUUUUCAAUUCCAAAGAAAAAGAUUACUUAUUGAACUUGAUCGAUACACCUGGUCAUGUAGACUUUUCUAACGAGGUAUCUAGGAGCCUUUCUUCUUGCCAGGGUGUGAUAUUAUUAGUUGAUGCCAAUGAUGGUGUGCAGGCUCAGACUGUAGCGAACUUUUAUUUGGCAUUUGGAAGCGAUUUAGUGAUAAUACCAGUUAUCAACAAGAUAGAUUUGAAAAAUGCAGAUCCAGAGAGAGUUUGUAAUCAGCUAAAGUUCUUAUUUGACAUUGAGCCAGACAGUGUGUUAAAAAUAUCGGCCAAGUUGGGUAUUGGUAUCGAGGCAGUUUUGAAUGCAAUUGUCGAUAGGAUACCUAGUCCACCGGUAGAUAGAAAUGCUAAAUUUAGAGCCCUUUUGUUUGAUAGCUCAUACGACAAAUACAGAGGGGCUCUUUCUUUAAUAUACAUCAAAGAUGGAUCUAUUUCUGUAGGAGAUAUGAUCUCUACAUACCACGUAAAAAAGGAUUAUGAAGUGAAAUCGUUGUCUGUGUUAAGACCACAUGAAGUAUCUGUAAAUAAAUUAGUGGCUGGACAGGUAGGCCUUGUAGGAUGUAAUAUGAGAUCGAGCAAAGAGGCUUAUAUUGGCGACACUCUAUAUCUUAAAGGUACAAGUGUGGAACCUUUGCAAGGUUUCCACCCUUCUCAACCGAUGGUAUUUGCUGGAGUAUACCCAAUGGAUCAGUCCCAACAUGUAAAUCUAAGAAGUGCUAUUGAAAAGUUAGUUCUUAACGACUCGUCCGUGAAGGUCGAUAUUGAUACAAGCCCCGCACUCGGUCAAGGUUGGAGAUUAGGCUUCUUGGGCCUGUUACAUUUAGAAGUGUUCUCUCAAAGAUUGCAGCAGGAGUACGGGGCAGAAUCUGUAAUUACUGCACCAUCCGUCACGUAUAAAAUCAUUCUUAAACCUACCAAGCAAAACGUGAAAGAUGGGUCAAAUAUUGUUUUUAUAAAUAAUCCAGCACAUUUUCCUGAUCCUGUGAAGGUUGAGGAGUACUACGAGCCAAUGGUCUUGGGUACGAUUAUUACUCCCGAUGAUUACUUGGGGCCCAUAAUAUCCUUAUGCAUGGACCGUAGAGGCGUGCAAAAAAACGCUACGAAUAUAGACAACGAAAGGGUUAUGUUACAAUACGAACUCCCGUUGUGCGAAAUUAUUGUAGAUUUCCACGACACCUUAAAAACGAUAAGUUCAGGCUACGCCAGCUUUGAUUACGAAGAUAACGGGUACCAGCAAAGUAAUCUAGUUAAGUUGAGUAUUUUGUUAAAUGGUACUGCGGUAGACGAGCUGAGUAGUAUUGUUCAUGUAACAAAGGCACAAACAAUUGGAAAAAAGAUGGUUUCCAAAUUGAAAGAUAUAAUUCCUAGGCAAAUGGUACAAAUUGCCGUUCAAGCCGCUAUGGGUGGGAAAAUUCUAGCCCGAGAGACCAUUAAGGCGUAUAGGAAAGACGUAACUGCUAAAUUGUAUGGCGGUGACGUUACAAGGAGAAUGAAACUUUUGGCACAGCAAGCUGCCGGAAAAAAGAAAAUGAGGAUGGUUGCAAAUAUUUCAGUGCCGAGAGAAACGUUCAUAGAUGUUUUAAAAAAGUAGUUUGCUAAGAAUAAAUUAAUUACUUUUUA